Messenger RNA from Dentiscutata erythropus, 563 nucleotides. The record is from the annotation of a GenBank genome assembly. Lineage: Eukaryota; Fungi; Glomeromycota; Glomeromycetes; Diversisporales; Gigasporaceae.
UUUCAGGAAACGGAUCCAAUGGCAGUGGCGAUAAUCAAGGUUCAGGAAGUGGUUCUAACCAAGGUUCAGGAAGUGGAUCCAAUGGCAGUGGUGCUAACCAAGGUUCAGGAAACGGAUCCAAUGGCAAUGGUGAUAACCAAGUUUCAGGAAACGGAUCCAAUGGCAGUGGCGAUAAUCAAGGUUCAGGAAGUGCUAACCAAGGUUCAGGAAGCGAAUCCAAUGGCAAUGGUGAUAACCAAGGUUCAGGAAGCGAAUCCAAUGGCAAUGGUGAUAACCAAGGUUCAGGAAACGGAUCCAAUGGCAAUGGUAGUAACCAAGUUUCAGGAAGCGGAUCCAAUGGCAGUGGUGAUAAUCAAGGUUCAGGAAGCGAAUCCAAUGGCAGUGGUGCUAAUCAAAGUUCAGGAAACGGAUCCAAUGGAAAUGGUGCUAACCAAAGUUCAGGAAACGGAUCCAAUGAUAAUCAAAGUUCAGGAAACGGCAGUGGUGUAAAUAAGAAACGUGGUGGUAACCAAGGUUCAGGAAACGGAUCCAAUGGCAAUGGUGCUGACCAGAAUAGGAAAUGA